AUGGCAUACGCUUCAGAAUCGGCCCUGCCCAUCCUCGCCCAGUCUCUUGUAACACCGCCAGAAUCCGGAAUUGAGAUUGACUCAGAAAAUAAUAUCGAGCCACGGGACUUAAAACCUCGGUCAGGCACAUGGAGUCUCCAAGAUGAUAUUGACUCAGGCUUUCAAGAUCAUCCCAAUGGAAUAUUUCAAACUGGCACCGUCAUCGGGAUCUCCACUUUGCGUAGUCAACAGAGGAAUGGCAACGUCGAUGAUUUGACGGGCCAGCUUCCUCGUCACCUUCUCUCUGCGUACUUGCACAAACAACCAAAAUCACCCACCCCGCUCCCACGGGCAAUGAUAAUCCAUCCGGCUACUUAUGAAGGCUUCUCUCCAAGAAAUCUUUUUUCAUCACUCCUAGCACCGUCACAGAAACCUCAAUUCACCCGCGAGGAUGCAAUCACUUGUUUGGACUCAGUCCAGCUCUUCCCUGUAUAUGACGUUGCUGCUGCCGUGCAGGCAAUUUCGGAGAUCUCGGACAUGCUCGAUAGAUCUCGAGACGAACGGGCUCGAAGGCAAAGCUCCGGACAGUCUUCAGAGCAUAGCGGUUCCUCCGUUUUGCUCAUCGUUGCUGGGCUGGACACGCUUGCUGAGGCCGCAGUUCGUGCCUCGAAUACCGUUCGAGGAGCGGCGAUUCUGACAACCGCGUUACGCUCUCUGACUCACUUAUCGCGGGUACAUAGCUCAUUCCUGUCCGUGAUGCUGGUCAAUACCAACGGACUUGGGUCUUUUGGUACAUUCGCCAACGCUCCUAAUUAUAUGCAACAAAGUAACCCCCGAAAAGACUAUCAAGACGAUGGCAUUCACUCUAUCUUUCAUACGUCGGAGAGUCCUUUGCUACCCAGUCUGCUGAUGCGGACGCUAGAUCAAGGCAUUGAUACGCACCUGUUACUGUCGAUGACCACAACCGCUACUGUAGUCGAAGUCAUAAAGGAUCGAGUUGGAGAGGGUGUUGGGAACUGGUGUAUCUGGGACAGACGAGCGAAACGAUGA
Molecule: messenger RNA, 1029 nt
Organism: Aspergillus affinis
Lineage: Eukaryota; Fungi; Ascomycota; Eurotiomycetes; Eurotiales; Aspergillaceae
Exons: 2
Coding region: 1-1029 (342 amino acids)
Source: RefSeq, a predicted model, not a curated record